Closterium sp. Yama58-4 is the source of this 5946-nucleotide messenger RNA. Lineage: Eukaryota; Viridiplantae; Streptophyta; Zygnematophyceae; Desmidiales; Closteriaceae. The record is from the annotation of a GenBank genome assembly.
AUGGCUAGUCCUCCUGUACUCGCUUUCGAUGCUGAGGGCCGCCCAGUGAAAUUCGACACCUGGCUAGAUGACCUGCACCUCUUCCUACAGCUCACUGCCAAGGAGGACAUCUCACUGUACGAUCACGCCCUAGGCCAUGCUACUGCCCCUGAUACUUCUGCUGACAGCACUGCCCGCUCACAGUGGCAGACUCGUGACGCCCACGCUCGCUUUGCUAUUCGCAACUCCCUGCCGAUAGAUGAGCGCGAGCACUUUGGCCAGCACAAGACUGCUAAGGAACUGUACACUGCUGUCGUUGCUCGCUACUCCUCACCUGCUUCUGCCGCACUAGGCCGCCUCUCACUCCCCUACCUGUUCCCCGACCUGGCCUCCUUUCACACAGUUGCUGACCUCAUCACCCACCUCAAGACUAGUGAGGCCCGCUUCCGCGCUGCUAUGCCCGAUGAGUUCCUUGCUAUUACCCCCCCCCCGCUCUGGCUCACUCUCUACCACAUCGUCACCCGCCUCCCUGACUCUCUGCGCGCAGUCAGGGAUCACUUCCUAGCUCGCUGCCCCACUGAGCUCACCAUUGCCCUCCUCGAGAAGGAACUACUUGCAGCUGAGGCGAGCAUCGUCGCUGUAGGUGCCUCUCGUGGCGACCCCCGCACCCCUUUCUUUGAGGGGUGUUCCCCUUCCCCCCUUCUCCCCUCUGUAGCCUCUGCUUCUGCUGUCGACCUCCUUGGUGCUGAGAAGGUCGGGACGGCGUCCGCACUGAGUGGGCGCCGCAGGAACAGAGGGGGCAGGGGUGGAGGUGGCGGCGGGGGAGGCGGGGGUGGAGGCGGUGGGAGUGGAGGUGGGGCUGGAGAGGCUAGUGGCGGCAGUGGGGGUGGUGACGGCAGCGGCGGGGGCGGUGGCAGGGGCGGGGGCGGCAGCGGGGGCGGAGGUGGUCGUGGCAGCGGCAGGGGAGGAGGUGGUCGAGGAGGUGGCGGCGGCGGUGGUGGUCGUGGAGGCGCUGGCGGUGGUCUGAGCCAGCAGCACACUCCGUCGCUCCAGGAGGCCCGUGAGUGGUAUUCGCAGCGCCGGGGGGCGGGUGGCUUUAGCUGCACGUACGUCAUCCGCACUGGUGACCGCACUGGUCAGCCGUGUGGGAGGCCGCACCCCACGCAGCGCUGUUUCUCGCGCCUUGACGACGCUUGGCGCACCCAGUUCCCUGAUGCCACUGAGCUGCCCCGCUGGGCUGAUCUGGAGAGGAAGGGAGUUGAUAUCUGGGCUCUAGACUUUGAUGCUAUUAUCACUGCCAUGUAUGCGAUGUUUACUAGUGGAGAGGGUGCUCAGUACCUGCGUGUUCCGCCCGAUCCGGGCAUACUGACCAGUGAGGCUGCCGCUCUAGGUGCUAGUGAGACUGCCACUGCAGGUACUCGCGUGUCUGCUACCUCAGGUGAUGGUGAGGCUGUCGCUCUAGGUGCUAGUGAGUCUGUCCCCCCUGGUACUGAGUCGACUGAGGCACUGCACACCUUCACCCUAGACUCAGGUGCUUCUCGCUGUUUCUUUCGUGACCGCACUGCCCUUGAGCCGCUUGCUCGGCCAGUUGCUGUCUCCCUCGCUGACCCCUCUGGGGGUCCGGUCAUUGCGACCUCCUCCACUGUUCUUCCCUGUCCUGCGGUCCCGUCGGGCACACUGUCAGGUCUCCACCUCCCCUCGUUCUCUACGAACUUGGUGGCGGGUUGUGCGCUCCAGGAUGCGGGUGUUCACCAGUUCACCCCUGCCUACGAGCGCGUGACACACUGCACGUGUGCUCGGACGGGCCGUCACCUGGCUACCUUCACUCGGCAGCCGGGGUCGGACCUGUACACACUGACCACUGAGUCCCCUCAGGUAGCCGCGUCCGCGUCUGCGUCAGGUCAGCUGUCGGCCCCCUGCUCGUGUCGCUCUCUGGCGCACGAGACCGUCCUCUGGCACCACCGACUUGGUCACCCGUCUGUGCAGCGCCUUCGUGCCAUGCACAAACGGCACCUUGUCUCUGGUCUUCCCAGGGUUCUCCCUCCCCUCCCGUCCUCGUCUGCUCCUCCCUGUCUUCCCUGUGUCGAGGGGCGGCAGCGCGCCGCUCCUCACUCCUCCUCCUUUCCCCCGACAACUGCUCCCUUGCAGACGCUCCACCUGGACGUGUGGGGCCCAGCCCGCGUCCGUGGACAGGGUCAGGAGAGGUACUUCCUGAUUGUUGUUGACGACUACUCGCGCUACACCACGGUCUUCCCCUUGCGCACCAAGGGUGAGGUCCCUGAUGUCUUGAUCCCUUGGAUCCGCAGAGCUCGUCUCCAGCUCAGCGAGCGUUUCCGCUCGGACUUUCCUGUCCUGCGUUUGCACUCUGACAGAGGUGGUGAGUUCUCCUCCGACCUCCUGGCAGCCUACUGUGCGGAGCACGGCAUUGAGCAGUCGUUCACGCUUCCGGCCUCUCCACAGCAGAAUGGGGUUGCUGAGCGCCGCAUUGGCUUGGUCAUGGAGGUCGCUCGUACCUCCUUGAUCCAUGCGGCUGCCCCCCACUUUCUGUGGCCGUUUGCUGUCCGAUACGCUGCGCAUCAGCUCAACCUCUGGCCCCGUGUCUCCUUACCGGAGACUUCCCCGACACUGCGUUGGACGGGAGAGGAUGCGUCGCGUUUUCGGGUCUGGGGAUCCCGAGCUUUUGUUCGCGAUACGUCCGCGGACAAGCUCUCCUCUCGCGCUGUUCCUUGUGUCUUCCUUGGCUUUGUCCUGGACGCGCCUGGUUGGCAGUUUUACCACGUCACCUCGCGCCGGGUUCUGCCUUCUCAGGACGUCACUUUUGACGAGUCCGUCCCCUACUACCGCCUCUUCCCCUACCGCACUGCCCCGCUCCCCCCCCCGCCUCUCUUCCUCGCGCCAGGUGCUGCUGUGGUAGACCCCCUCCCCCCUCAGGGUGCCGCUCCCUCAGGUGUGUCCCAGGUAGACCCGGUUGAGCCUGUCGAGGUAGCUGUCGACUCUCGUCCUGCUAGGGGUGCUGAGCCUGCGCGUGAGGAGCCUGGCGGUGCUGAGUCUGGGGGUGCGGAGCCUGGGGGUGCUGAGCCUGCGGGUACUGAGCCUGGGGGUGCGGAGCCUGGGGGUGCUGAGCCUGGAGGUGCGGAGCCUGGGGGUGCUGAGCCUGAGGGUGCUGAGUCUGGGGGUGCUGAGCCUGGGGGUGCUGAGUCUGGAGGUGCUGAGUCUGGCGGUACUGAGCCUGGGAGUGCUACACCUGGAGGAGCCCUCUCCUCGCAGCAGCUGCAGGAGAGGUACCUACAGUACUGCAGCCUCAGGAGAGGUGCUGCUGGAGCUGGUACCAGUGCUUCCCCUCCUACCCGGGAGCUCCCCUCCCUUCAGCAGAUCCGAGAGUGGUACACGCGACGCUGCAGUCUUCGGAGUGGCGCUCCUGGUGUUGCGGACCCUGGUACUGCAGGGGCUACUGGUGCUGAGGAGCCGGGCGCUGGAGCUGCUGCUGGUGCUGAGGACCCGGACGGUGGAGCUGCUGCUGGUGCUGAGGACCCGGGCGGUGGAGCUGCUGCUGGUGCUGAGGACCCUGACGUUGGAGCUGCUGCUGGUGCUGAGGACCCUGACGUUGGAGCUGCUGCUGGUGCUGAGGACCCGGACGUUGGAGCUACUGCUGGUACUGAGGACCCUGACGCUGGUGUCUCUGCUGGUUCUGGAGACGCUGCGCAGCCGCGACCGUACUUCGUGCCGCUCCUUCAGCAGGUUCUUGGUCAGACUCCUCCUCCUUGUCCUCCUUCCUCCUUAGAGUGUCCUCCGUCUGUCCAGUCGCAGUCACAGUUACCGCCUGCCUCGCCUCUCCCUGGUCCCUCCCCUUACACUGGUCCGACAGGAGGUCUUACGGAGCGUCGUGAGCCUGAGUCUCGUCCUGCGUCGCCUGUUCGUACUUCUCGCACUGGUCGUCGUGUCCCACGUGAGCAUCCUCCUCCUGUCCCUGGCACUCACUACAUGACUCUGCGUCCCUCCACUGCUCCUCAGCGUGUCCCUCUGCCGUCUCCUCCUGCGUCCUCUCUACCUACUCUUCCUGACCCGGAGUCUGACUCCCGUCGUGCUGCCAGUCCCACUGUCACGCGUCUCCUCGCCACUGUUGUCACUGACCCUACCUUUGAGUCCUCUGCUGCGUCUGCUCUGGUCGCUGAGUUGGUUGACUUUGCUGCCCGGUGUCGUCUAGACUACGCCGCUAGCCUUGUUGCUGAGUCUGAGUCUGUCUGUCCUCCGUCCGUCGGGGGUGAGUGUGCUCUUGGCACGGACGUCCUUGAGGACAGACAGGAGGAGUUCCAGUGCUUUGCUGCUGCUUUGCCCCAUCUCGUGUCCAUGCUAGUUGCCCCUAAGGGAGACCCGGAUGCACCAGACAUCCCGACCCCGCGCUCUUACGCAGAGGUGAUAGCGGGUCCCUACUCCUCUCAGUGGCAGACAGCCAUGGACGCAGAGAUGGCUUCCUGGAAGUCCACAGGCACCUACGUCGACGAGGUUCCCCCACCUGGGGCGAACAUCGUCAGUGGCAUGUGGAUUUUCAGGGUGAAGCGGCCGCCGGGUUCUCCUCCUGUCUUCAAGGCGCGCUACGUUGCUCGAGGCUUCAGUCAGCGAGAGGGAGUAGACUUCUUCCAGACCUUCUCCCCCACCCCAAAGAUGACCACUCUUCGGGUGCUGCUGCACAUAGCCGCUCAGCGCGACUACGAGCUUCACUCACUUGACUUCAGCACAGCUUUCUUACAGGGCAGCCUGCACGAGGAGAUCUGGCUGCGUCGCCCUCCUGGCUUCACUGGGUCGGUUCCUCCUGGUACCCAGUGGAGGCUCCAGCGACCGGUCUACGGUCUCCGCCAGGCGCCGCGUGAGUGGCACGACACACUGAGGACUACACUUGCGGCUCUUGGGUUCACUCCUUCUACUGCUGACCCGUCGCUGUUUCUACGCACCGACACCUCGCUGCCGCCGUUCUACAUCCUCGUGUACGUCGACGACUUGGUCUUUGCCACUGCUGACACUGCGGCACUCGCCCACGUGAAGUCGGAGCUGCAGAAGAGACACACGUGCACAGACCUGGGUGAACUGACAAGCUAUCUUGGCUUGCGGAUCACUCGGGACAGAGCACGGCGCACCAUCACCUUGACUCAGUCACACAUGGUGCAGCAGAUCCUUCAGCGCUUCCGCUUCACGUACUCCUCACCUCAGUCCACUCCUCUGCCUACCGGUCACUCGCUCUCAGCUCUUCCUUCGGAUGAGUCCGUAGAGCCGAGUGGCCCGUAUCCAGAGCUUGUGGGCUGCCUCAUGUACCUGAUGACCUGCACUCGACCUGACCUGGCAUACCCUCUUAGCAUCCUUGCACGCUAUGUCGCUCCUGGCCGUCACCGGAAGGAGCACAUGGAUGCCGCUAAGAGGGUGUUGCGCUACUUGUGCAGUACGUCGGGCAUGAGGCUAGUGCUUGGAGGGCGAGACCGAGUUGUACUUACUGGACACUCAGACGCUUCUUGGGCGGACGACCAGGCUACUCAGCGGUCGUCUCAGGGUUACACCUUCAGCCUUGGCUCUGGCUCAGUUUCUUGGCGUUCUACACGCUCUUCUUCUGUUCUCAGCUCCAGUUGUGAGGCUGAGAUCUACGCCACAGCCAUGGCGGCCCAGGAGCUACGCUGGCUGACCUACCUGCUGACCGACUUGGGAGAGCGGCCUCGUUCUCCUCCAGUGCUGUACGUCGACAACAAGGCUGCCAUUGCCUUGUGUGAGGAGCACAGACUGGAGCACAGAACGAAGCAUAUCGCCCUGCGGUACUUCCUUGCUCGAGAGCUGCAGCAGCGCGGUCAGCUUCGUCUGCGUUACGUGGCCACCGAGGCCAACACUGCUGAUGUGUUCACCAAGGCGCUUCAGCCUUGUGACCAUCAGCGCUUCUGUACUCUUCUAGGCCUUGUGCCUGCUGGUCCUCACUUGCUUACUUCUUGA